Budorcas taxicolor (takin) is the source of this 2071-nucleotide messenger RNA. It is a transcript of the gene ACOT13, whose product is annotated as acyl-CoA thioesterase 13. The record is from RefSeq and is a predicted model, not a curated record. The transcript has 3 exons. The coding region runs from base 161 to 637 and encodes 158 amino acids. Gene Ontology annotation, molecular function: fatty acyl-CoA hydrolase activity. Lineage: Eukaryota; Metazoa; Chordata; Mammalia; Artiodactyla; Bovidae.
GGUGUGAGGGACAGUGGUGGCGGGUGCUCUCGACGGCGGACGCGGAACGCUCUUCGGGUCCAGAAGGCUGUUGACCUUGUUCUUUUGGGAACUUCGAGGCUCCCCUGCUCUUCCAAGACUCAGUCUUAAGUGGCGCUUGGGAGCCGGCGAACGGUCCACGAUGAUCUGGAUGAAGAAGGCAAAGACUCUGGUGGAGCGUCUAACGCACUCAGGCAAAUUUAACAGUUUCGAUAGAAACCUGGAAAAGGUGACUCUUGUUUCUGCUGCCCCUGGGAAAGUGAUUUGUGAAAUGAAAGUAGAAGAGCAGCAUACCAAUCAAAUGGGCACUCUCCAUGGCGGCAUGACAGCCACCUUAGUGGACGUCAUAUCAACGCUUGCUCUGCUGUGCACAGAAAGGGGUAUGGCCGGAGUCAGUAUUGAUAUGAACAUAACGUACAUAUCACCUGCUAAAAUGGGGGAAGACAUACUGAUUACAGCACAUGUUUUGAAGGAAGGAAGAUCAAUUUCAUUUGCUUCUGUGGAUCUGACUAACAAGGCCACGGGAAAAUUAAUAGCACAAGGCAGACAUACCAAACACAUGGGAAACAGACCAUCUGAAGGAUACGUGAAGAAGCCCAGCAAUGAGUGUCCAGAGUAAACCUGACUUGGACAAAUGUAAUUUUCAAAAUUACCACAACUAGAAGUAGCCAAGAAAUAGUCUUUGGGGAAGAUGCCAGAGAUCAAGUGGAAUACAGGACGGGGGGUUGUCUAUAUUCUUUGAUUUCGAGUUAAGUUUUAGUCUGUAAUCAUACGUGAUACUUAGAUGAAAACACUUUUAGCUCAGAGUGUUUUGAAAACAGGUAAAGCAAAGCUCACAGGGCCAUUUGAGGUAUGACUACCUUAAAACUAAAACCUAGUAUCAAGCUAAAGGUCAAAUCAAUGAUUAAGCUAAAGGUCAAAUUAAUGAUUAAUCCUUAAAUUGUAGGUCCUUCUCAGCUCUAAAAUGGUACAUUAAAAAAAAAAACAAACCCCAAUUCCAUCAUUAUGGAACUUCAAAGUAGAUGAACCAGAGGCCACACUGAAAAAUAAGAGUGAGCAGUCCUCAAUAAAGUUUCAGGCAAAGCAGAUUAGUGAUAAAUAGCCCAGUGGGAUAAAUAGCCCAGUUCAGGAUUAGUAUAUUUUAUAGUGGUGGUAGUGGGGAGUACAGAAUUCCCUUUUCUAGUACCUAGGAUAAAGCCAUGCAGAUCUUCAACCUCCUAAUGCUUGGUAUUAGAAAGACCCAACUUCACAAAUUGUUUAGUCAAUUUCUCAAAUUUCUGUCAACUGUGGUAUUUAUAACUGGUUUCUGCAUCAGGGUCUUAGUUCUAACAUUUCACAACUGAUGAUCAUAAAGAAAGGGAGUAAUUUCCUUUGGAAGUUGGAAACAGUUAACAGUUAAAGGUUGAUGAUUAUUUGGUUGUAGUAGAAUACAUCAGAAUACAUAUAGCCCUGUUUGCUGAAGGGCAGAAGCAGACUUGAUAUUAGCAGUGAGCACAUAGGAAACCCAGAUCUAGUAUUGCCCAUGAAAAGUAACUUGGGAUCCUUGGAGAAAGAGCUGAUUUCAGAGCUGGGGGGGUGGGAUAGGGAAAUAACAAGAUGAACCUAUCUUGUAUUUGAAAGUCAGGAAGUGCUCAAUAAAACAAGGCGUGAAAAUUACAUAGCAGUGUAUGACACAGAGAGCUCAAACCCAGUGCUCUGUAAUAACAGAGGGGUGGGAGGUGGAAGUUCAUGAGGGAGGGGACAUGUAUACCUAUGGGUGAUUCGUGCCAAUGUAUGGCAGAACCCACACUAUUGUAAAGCAAUUCUUUUCCAAUUACAAAUAAACAAUAUGGCUCUGAAAAGAAGUGAAUCCAUACUGUUUAGGUAACAAUAAAUGGCUGAGACAGGAGAGCUCUUGUUAACAGAAUGCUGGCACAUGUAGAAUAAAUAUAAAAUAGUAACUACAAAAUGGGGAAAUAGGACACCACCUUCACCAAUGGACGUGGACAUCAAUAAAGAGCACACGAGCAGUGUGUUUCUGGAUAUUAACUUCAGGGGGUGUAACAUCACUCAC